AUGAAUAUUAGCGAUUCUUAAAAAAGAAAGCCAAGCUCUUUAAAUGUUUCAAAAAGCAUUCAUGAUGUUAGCAUCAGUGUUUCUUAGAAAAAAUCAAAAGACAUAAACAUUGGAGAUUAAGUAGAAAUUUAGCUUGAAAAAAGUUUAAAAAAGAACUCAGAUGAAUAAAUGAAUAUUUUUUAAAAACGAAAGUCAAAUUUAUAGUUUAACCAACCAUUUUAGAGCGAAAAUUAAAAAAAAUUGGUUUAAGAAAACGAAAUUAUGUUAAAAGGCUAAGAUUAAAAUAUAGAAAUAGAUAUAGAAAAUGAAUACCCCAAAGAUGAAAUUAAAGAAGAGAAAGAUGAUGACAAAAACUAAAUUGCUAAAUUUUAUGAGCAAGAAAAUGAUUCAAAUAAUGAUAAAAUUUAUAUAUAUUUUUUGAUAUACAUGUUUAACCUAGUAAUGAUGGUAUUUCUAUGUAAUGAAUACAACUAAAAUUAAUUAAACAGAUACUUAAUUGCAUAGAUAUUUUUUAUUAUUUUAGAACGAAUUGGAAAGUUUAUAUUAUUUUCCUCUUUAGAUUUACCAUAGCUUUUAGUUUGGAAUGGACUAUUCUUAGAUUAUGUGGCUAUUAUUAAUUAUGAAAACUAAAGAAAAUUAAAGAGAAAUUACAAUUUGUAUAAUGUUAUAGUGAAGAGAAUUGAUAUAAUUAUAGCUUCUAAAUUUAUUGAAUCUACAGUUUUAUCAGGACCUUCUCUGUUGUUAGUAAUAUCUGCUUGUGUUUAAGAUACUGUUAGUACAAUUUAUAUCCUUUCUGCCAUAUCUUCAUUAGCUAAUCUUAUACUUGCUAAUAAAGAACUAAUGGAAUUUUAAAUAAUACAGUGUAAAUUUAACAGCCUUACAAAUGAAAUAAGAAACCGCUUUUUCUAAACGUAUGCAAAUCACAUUAAGGAUUUAACUACUAUUUUAAUUAAUAUUGGAGCACAAGCUGGACUUUGGAUGGUCUGCACUCAAAUAAAUAAUUUUAUACUAAUGCAUGCUUUUUUAUCAUUUGUUUAUAUAGCAGCAAUUACUUUUACUGUUGUUUAUAAAAGCUUUCAAAGAGAAAAGAAACUAGCUCUUUAAGAAAAGAGUUAAAUUGAUAUAAGAACUAUAACAGCUAUGAUUGGAUUAGGAUUGAGUUUUACAGUGUUUGUUCUAUUUUACUGUGUUUUCUUUUUCUUGAAGCUAAAAAAAGUAUUAUAUAGUUAUUUGAUAGAAAACUCUACUUCUUAGUAAAAAAAAUUUACUGAAUAUAUUGAGUUUCUUUAAUAAUCAAGUGAAUCCAUAAAAUAAAUGAAACCGCCUUCAGAGAAUUUAAUAUUUGCUGACUACAAAUUCUACUAAUUUUCAUUAGCAUUCAAGGCCUUAGCUUUCUACAGAGCUUAUUCUAUUUGCAACACUAUUAUUCUACUGGCACUUGAUAUUAAAAAUAACAUAUAAAAUGGAUAAUAUAUGCUAAUUAGGAUUGUUGCAUAUAUAUGCAGCAUUAUUAUAUUUUUUCAUUUAUUUUUAAUGAAAAGAGACUACUUUCUCUAUAAGCAAAUUAAAAAUGAAAAAUAUUAAGGUAUUAUACUAACUAGAAUUCUCAAGAAAUCUAAAAUACCUUACAACAUUUUAAUAGAAUUAAAAGAAGAUAAUAAAAUUUUACCUCCUAAUUUGAUUAGUUAAAAUGUAUCUUAGUAAAAAGAUUAGAUUGUCAAUGAGCUAAAAGAAGAAUAAAUUGAAAUUCCUUAAGUAGUUCAAUAGGAAAUUAAAAAUAAAGAAGAUGAAGAUGUCUAAUAAGAACCAUAAAUUAAAUAGCCAACAAAUAUGCAAUACAACAUAUUUAAUAAACUUAAAAAAAAUUAGAAAUAAGAUGACAUAUAGCUUUGA
Messenger RNA from Tetrahymena thermophila SB210, 1893 nucleotides. RefSeq names its product transmembrane protein, putative. NCBI's taxonomy places the organism in Eukaryota, Ciliophora, Oligohymenophorea, Hymenostomatida, Tetrahymenidae. The record is from RefSeq and is a predicted model, not a curated record. The transcript is spliced from 3 exons.